This is a messenger RNA of Lytechinus variegatus (green sea urchin), 351 nucleotides long. Its product is annotated as elongation factor 1-alpha-A-like. NCBI's taxonomy places the organism in Eukaryota, Metazoa, Echinodermata, Echinoidea, Temnopleuroida, Toxopneustidae. The transcript has a single exon. The record is from RefSeq and is a predicted model, not a curated record. The coding region runs from base 1 to 351 and encodes 116 amino acids.
AUGAACCACCCGGGGAAAAUCCACCCUGGCUACUCCCCGGUCCUAGAUUGCCACACGGCCCACGUUGCCUGCAAGUUCACUAAACUAAUCCAGAAAGUGGAUCGCCGAGGAGGCAAGGUGCUUGAGGAGAAUCCAAAGUUCGUCAAGUCUGGGGAUGCUUGCAUAGUAGAACUGGUUCCUACCAAGAAGAUGGUUGUCGAGACCUUCUCAGAUUUCAGUCCUCUUGGGCGGUUCGCCGUACGCGACAUAAAGCAGACAGUCGCCGUUGGUGUGGUGUUGUCGGUAGAGAAGGAAGAAGCUUCUACCGGCAAGGUUACCAAGUCUGCCGAGAACGCAGGUGCCCAAAAGUGA